Molecule: messenger RNA, 1860 nt
Organism: Penicillium nucicola
Lineage: Eukaryota; Fungi; Ascomycota; Eurotiomycetes; Eurotiales; Aspergillaceae
Product: arylsulfatase
Exons: 2
Coding region: 1-1860 (619 amino acids)
Molecular function (GO): arylsulfatase activity
Source: RefSeq, a predicted model, not a curated record
AUGGCUCCCAAACGUCCCAAUUUCUUGGUGAUUGUCGCCGAUGAUCUAGGCUUCUCUGAUGUGGGCUGCUUCGGCGGCGAAAUUCGCACUCCAAACAUUGACAAGAUCGCCGAGGAAGGUCUACGAUUUACAGACUUCCAUGCUGCUGCUGCAUGCUCUCCAACACGUGCCAUGAUCAUGACAGGAACAGACCACCAUAUUGCAGGCCUGGGCAACCUAAUUGAAUGGACCAACAUCUCUGGUCAAAACGGACCCAAGGGUUCGGCCAUGAGCACCGCCCCACAGCGUGGUAUGCCCGGUUACGAAGGAUACCUCAAUGAGCGGGUCGUGGCACUCCCCGAGAUGCUGCGUGAUGGUGGAUACCAUACAAUUAUGUCGGGGAAAUGGCACUUGGGUCUGACGCCAGAGCGUUCACCGUCCAAGCGCGGGUUUGAGCGAUCAUUCGCCCAUUUACCUGCUUGCUCAAACCAUUAUGCUUAUGAGCCUGAAUUGAAGGAUAAAGAUCAGAUCCCUACUUUUAUCGAAGCCAGUUACAUUGCUCUGCAUAUGGAGGACGGCGAGUAUGUGCGCAAACUUCCUGAAGGGUGGUACUCCUCUGAUGGCUAUGGUGAUAAAAUGGUGGAUUAUCUGAAGGAAUGGAAGGAGAGCGGUGGAAGUGAUGGCCCUGAUGGCAAUGGAGACCGUCCCUUCUUCGGAUACCUCCCCUUCACAGCGCCGCACUGGCCGCUCCAGGCCCCGCGCGAGUACAUCGAUCACUACCGGGGUGUCUAUGAUGAGGGUCCAGAUGUUCUCCGCCAGAAGCGUCUACAGCGCCUGAAAGAGCUUGGGAUGAUCCGCGAUGAUGUUGAGCCACACCCCGUUCAGGCUGAGGAAGUCAAGCCCUGGGAAGAGUACUCAGCCGAAGAGAAGAAGAAGUCCGCAGUAGCCAUGGAGGUCUUCGCUGGUAUGGUUGAAUGCAUUGAUUCCAACGUGGGCAAGGUAGUGGAGUACCUCCGCUCCAUCGACGAGCUAGACAACACAUUCGUUUGCUUCAUGUCCGACAACGGAGCUGAAGGCGCAGCCUACGAAGCCUACCCAAUGGUUCAAAACGGCGUCAUGCCCCACCUCCAGAAAUACUACGACAACAGCCUCGACAAUCUUGGCAACGGCAACUCAUUCAUCUGGUAUGGUCCACGCUGGGCCCAGGCUGCCACAGCCCCAUCACGCUUAUACAAAGCCUACACAACCGAAGGCGGGGUCCGCGUCCCAUUCACCUGCCGCUUCCCUCAAAACUUCAACAUCAACCCAGUCGAUGUAGCAACCGGCAAGGGCGGCAUAACCGACCAAUUUGCAACUGUCAUGGACCUAGCCCCCUCAAUCCUCGACAUGGCAGGCCUGAAACACCCAGCCCCAACCUACCAAGGCCGCGAAGUAGUCGAGAUGCGCGGAAAAAGUUUCCACCCCUGGGCGAUCGGCCAAGCAGAACGCAUCCACCCCAAAGAUUUCAUCCAAGGCUGGGAAACAUGCGGCAGAGCCGCUCUCCGCUGCGCAGAUUGGAAAAUCGUCUUCAUCCCCAAGCCCAAGGGCCCAGAGAAAUGGCAGCUGUACAACCUCGUCAACGAUCCCGGUGAAAUCCACGACUUGUCAGAAUCAAACCCGGAUAAACUGAAACAGCUCCUCAAGCUCUGGGAUCAGUAUGUUCUUGAAACGGGCGUCGUCCCGCUUUGCCCUGAUCUCGGUGAUUUCUUGGAGGCUACUGAGGCACAGAUGCCUGAGAAUGCUUGGAUGGAGUUUGAUUAUUGGAAGCAGGGUGCUAGAGAUGAGCCGGAGAAGUUUUCUAGGCAGCCGCCUAGGUUUCAGCGUACCGUUCAGCCGUUCUAG